Messenger RNA from Aedes aegypti (yellow fever mosquito), 1692 nucleotides. RefSeq names its product pyridoxal phosphate phosphatase. Gene Ontology annotation, cellular component: cytoplasm. Gene Ontology annotation, molecular function: phosphatase activity. The transcript has 5 exons. The coding region runs from base 437 to 1384 and encodes 315 amino acids. The record is from RefSeq and is a predicted model, not a curated record. NCBI's taxonomy places the organism in Eukaryota, Metazoa, Arthropoda, Insecta, Diptera, Culicidae.
AGCACUCCACUCCAGCUGAUUGUGCCAGUUGGGUCGUUGACAACGCUAGAGAAACAGUUCAGUCUGCGAGACGGCUCGUGAUUAGUGAAUCGCUUCAAGUGUCCCAUAAGUACAAAUAGUUUUGUGGUGAUUGGCAGAUAUCAGCCGGCAUCAGUUGCUGCAUCAUCCCAUUAACGAGUGAUUGUAUCGUGAAUGGCUUCAGACGACAGAUUCCCCCCUUUAGAAGAAAACCACGAGCGAGCGUCGUCUUCAGUUGCGAAAGUGAUUCGUAUCAGUGCGGGUGGUUUUUGGCGCGCUGUUCACAGUCCUCUUUGAGUAGCAGCUCCGAGGUCUGGUAGUGAACUCGGGCACGUGCCGUGUGGGUGUUCUGGCGUAUCAGCGAGGAUUUAGUGGAUAAUUUAUAGGUAAUAUUUUACUUGGCGUUGCACAGCGGAAGAUGGACAAAAGUCACAUCAGACAUCUUCUGGAUUUAUCCAAAGAGGAAAAGAAAGCAUUUCUGGAUUCGUUCGAUGCAAUAAUGUCCGACUGUGAUGGAGUGGUGUGGAAUUUUACUGGACCGAUUCCCGGGGUGGACGAAGCGUUGCAGCUUCUCAAGCAAAAUGGAAAGAAAUUGGCAUUCAUAUCGAACAACGGAAUGCGGACCAUGGAUGAAUACAGAGAAAAAUUCAGUAAGCUUGGAAUUGAAUCUCAAGAGCACGACAUCGUACAUCCGGCGUUAACCACGGUUAAGUACUUAAAAUCGGUUAACAUGCAGGAUGCUGUCUACUGCAUUGGGACGGAGGUGUUUAAGAAUUAUCUACGAUCUGAAGGAUUUACUGUUCUAGAUGGGCCAACAGAACGCCUUCCGGAUGGAGGCGCCGCCAACGCGGUUCGCACAUUUGCCAGCUACUUCACCGAUACCAGUGGGCCUGCGGUGGGAGCCGUCGUCGUCGAUAUCGAUGUCAACGUUUCUUUGUCCCAUCUCAUGAAAGCCAAGUGCUAUCUCGAUCGCAAUCCUGACUGUUUGCUGCUGGUGGGCGCCACCGAUUACGUCAUACCGUUGGGUGACAAUAUGGACGUCAUAGGGCCGGGGUACUUCAUCGACAUCCUGGAAAAGGCAACCGGACGGAGAGCGCUAGUUCUGGGCAAACCGGGUCAAGCGCUAUCCGAGUUCAUACUGGAACAAUUUCACGUGACCCAACCCGAGCGAACGCUGUUCAUUGGAGAUAUGCUGCCUCAGGAUAUGGGAUUCGGAGCGCGAUGUGGAUUCCAGAAAGUGUUGAUGCUCAGCGGUGGUACCACCAAAGCCAUGAUGUUCGCACACAAUAAGCCAGAAGAACUGCCCAACUUUUACGCUGAUAGUUUUGCUGAUUUUAUACAACUGUAUAAGGAUGUGAUGGAUUAGGGUGGUGACAGAUGUAGUAAAAUAAUUCUAUUUACAUUAGGCGGUAUCCACAAAUUACGUAACGCUCUAGGGGGAGGUAGGGAGUAGGCUCAAGCGUUACGGCUCAUACAAAAAUUUGAAAUUUUUUAUACAAGAAGUGUUACGGAGGGGGAAGGGGGUUAAAAUUUGCUAAUUUUAGCGUUACGUAAUAAAUGGACGCUGCCUUAUAGAACAGAUUACUGGAAGUAAUGGAAUUUGUGAUAUGUCAAUUUAAUUGCACUGUAUGUUUCAGUAUGAGAAUAUAGAUUACUUACUAAACCAAACUUCAA